UUUUGUUUCAGUGAACCUGCUGAUAUAACUAGUGUGGAUCUCAAAUCACAAGCAGCUGAACUUUUAAUACCCGAAAGUACACUUGCCAACCUCCGCAGAGUACACACAUAAAACAGUCAGAGGGAUGGGCACCCGAGGAGCGCCCACUCUGUUCACUGACAAAGCUUUGGCAGGCGUUCCCAAGCUUCUGGAGGAUCUGCAGCGAUUAGCUGAUGAUCGAGAAUCUGCCGAUAUUGUCUUUCUUCUUGGCAGAGAGGAAAUACCUGUUUACGCUCACAGAAUUAUUUUAAAAGCCAG
Bemisia tabaci is the source of this 297-nucleotide messenger RNA. The record is from RefSeq and is a predicted model, not a curated record. NCBI's taxonomy places the organism in Eukaryota, Metazoa, Arthropoda, Insecta, Hemiptera, Aleyrodidae.